Messenger RNA from Anopheles funestus (African malaria mosquito), 1793 nucleotides. Its product is annotated as carboxypeptidase Q-like. Gene Ontology annotation, biological process: proteolysis; peptide catabolic process. The record is from RefSeq and is a predicted model, not a curated record. The transcript has 3 exons. Gene Ontology annotation, molecular function: metallodipeptidase activity. Lineage: Eukaryota; Metazoa; Arthropoda; Insecta; Diptera; Culicidae. Bases 115 to 1563 code for a protein of 482 amino acids.
CAUUUAAUCAUUUUCAUUGUCAUAUUCUGUCGGUUUCCAUAUGUCCUUGGUAUAGAAGAUCAAACAUUAUCUUGGGUUCAACAAUCGAACAGCUAUAUUCAUUCGUUGUCCAUCAUGGUUUGGGUGAAGGUGGUAUUCGCCAUUGCGCUUUGCGGUGUUCUGUUCACCGCAAAUGGUCUCGUUACGGCUGACCAGGGCGAUUGUGAGCUUCCCCCUAAACUUGCUGAAGAAAUAGCACAGUACCAACCGAUAGUGGAUUCGAUUUUUCAACACAUCGUAUCCGGUGAGUAUGCGGGCAAAACCUGGCAGAGCUUACUGGAGUUUACGGAUCGAUUUGGACCACGGCUUACCGGAACAAAACAGCUAGAGGAUGCGAUUGAUUAUGCAGUCCAGGAGAUGAUCAAAGAAGGACUCGAUAAUGUACACACAGAGGACGCCAUUGUAUCGCAUUGGCAGCGCGGUCGAGAAUGGGCAGUAUUGGUAGAGCCUUUUCAGAAGAAUUUACCCAUGCUAGGACUAGGAAAAUCCGUCGGAACUCCCCCAGACGGUAUUACAGCGGAGGUGAUUGCCGUGGAAUCAUUUGAAGAAUUUGAAACCUACACUGCGGAUCAAGUGAAGGGAAAAAUUGUGGUUUUUGCUCCAGCUUGGACUAGCUAUGGUGCGACGGGCCGUUAUCGAUACGAAUCAGCGCCAACUGCAGCGAAAAAAGGUGCUGCCGCAGUACUAAUACGGUCGAUCACGCCUUUCUCUAUUGGUACGCCUCACACUGGAACUUUAGGAUAUGAUCCGGAUGUACACCGUAUUCCUGCCGCCGCAAUAUCCGUUGAAGAUGCAAUGUUACUACUGCGCAAGUUCCGACGAGGAGACAAAAUGGUAAUUCAGCUAAACAUGGACGCAAUCAAUCUUGAACCCACAGUAUCUCGGAAUACGAUCGGAGAACUGGAAGGCCAUACCUUCAAGAACACCUCCGUAGUGGUCGUUUCUGGCCAUAUGGACAGCUGGGAUGUAGGCACUGGCUCUUCGGACGAUGCUGGAGGCGUGUUCAUUUCGUGGAAAGCCAUAGCGUUCCUGAAAGCAAUGGGUCUGCGACCGCGUCGCACAAUUCGAGCCAUUUAUUGGACGGCUGAGGAGGUGGGUGUAGAAGGUGCUAGUGCUUAUGAAAGACAGCAUGCCGAGGAUGAAAAGAAUGAGUUUAAUGUAUUCUUUGAGUCUGAUUCGGGUACAUUUGAACCUACGGGACUCGACUUUUCCGGAAACCGCGCUGCGCAGUGCAUUUUUGCGGAAGUGGCUAAAUUGAUGCCUGGUUUUGACGAAUUCACAUACACAGAAGGAGUCGUGGGAUCAGACAUUGGGAAUUGGGUUGGAAGAGGUUUUCCGGGCGUAUCUUUGCGCAAUAAAAACGAAAAUUACUUUUGGUAUCAUCAUUCUGAAGGCGAUACAAUGGAGUUGGAGGAUCCCGCUGCUUUGGAUAGAAGUACCGCUCUAUGGGCUGCUACUGCCUAUGUGGUUGCAGAUUUAAGCAUUGAUAUUCCGAAAGAGCCUGUAAAUUACAAUUAUAGCUAACUUUCUUUCCUGUUUUCACUCCACUUUGAAAUACAUACAGUACAAUUCAAUCAUGUGUAUAGGACUUAUGUGCAUUUAUUGUUCAAGCAAAUCGUCUUCUCGCUUUACUAAGAAGAUCAAUUUUCUAGCGUUUGUCUACUCACUAUUGGAGCGACCCGGUGGUAUAGAUAGUAGCGGCGCCUGUUUCUAUAUGACAAGACCGGGUUUCAAAUCCCAUCCUGACCGAAACC